Micropterus dolomieu (smallmouth bass) is the source of this 1037-nucleotide messenger RNA. Its product is annotated as ras GTPase-activating protein 2-like. The transcript has 5 exons. Lineage: Eukaryota; Metazoa; Chordata; Actinopteri; Centrarchiformes; Centrarchidae. The record is from RefSeq and is a predicted model, not a curated record. Bases 368 to 829 code for a protein of 153 amino acids.
UUUGCUUCACACAAGCAUGUCAUACACGCACAGGGUUAACCUAAAUCACUGGUAUCCGAGAUUAGCUGGCUAACGUUAAGCUAGCUUCACAAGUCAAAGUAUCAGCUCGCCGCCAGCAUUAUCGUUACAUAAUGAGCCACACUACAGAGAGACCUUAAAUCUCCUAAGAAGUCCUAAUUGAAGUAACUUACUGGCUAAAACAAGGACUUUUGAGGAAGCUUGGUGUUUUCAAGGCGGCAGUGUGUACGGGACCCGACGUGACGCGGCACAGUGGGACUGGCUUUCCUCCACUCUGCCUGCAUUCAUAAACGGAUAUGAUAAACGAGCGCUGAAUAUACCGGAGCAGCGACAACAGUCAGGUCUGACCAUGGCGGAAGAGGACGACGCGAGGAUCCGUAUUUUACAGAGCCUGCGGGGUAAAAUAUGUGAAGCUAAGAACCUAGGUCCAGUCUCAGGCCCAAAUCGACAAAGGGAUCUCUGCACCUUUUCCACUGUAAGUCUGGAUCAGGAGGAGGUGUUCCGUACCAAGGUGUUUGACAAAAGCGGCAGCCCUUUCUAUGGAGAGGACUUCUACUUUGAGAUCCCACGUCCAUUUCAGUGUUUAUCCUUCUACGUUUAUGCCAAGAGUGUUUUCCAAAGAGACCUACCCAUUGGCAAGGUGUCGAUCAGGAAGGAUGAUCUGUGUAAAUACAGUGGGAAGGAGCACUGGUUUAGCCUUCAGCCAGUAGAUCCUAACUCAGAAGUCCAGGGUAAGGUUCACUUGGAGAUGCGAUUGAAUGAAGUGAUCACAGAGAAUGGCUCAGUAGGUCAACACUUGCUAGUCCGGUGAGUACCAAGAUCCCGUGUUGCCAAUCAAGUGAGGUUUGAUCCAGUUUGUUGUCUUAUGAGCUGGGAAUGUUUGCAGGGAAUCUGACAUCAAGGUAGAAUAGUGAGUGCUUCCACUGGCCUAAGAUCAAAUCCUGACAGUGAUGUGUUAGAGAUGAGGUUUUUCACUCUUUAUGAAGUUUGUGACAAAGUGCUUUACAUUAAAGGACUGA